Aspergillus caelatus is the source of this 810-nucleotide messenger RNA. RefSeq lists its product as uncharacterized. The record is from RefSeq and is a predicted model, not a curated record. Bases 52 to 393 code for a protein of 113 amino acids. The transcript has a single exon. NCBI's taxonomy places the organism in Eukaryota, Fungi, Ascomycota, Eurotiomycetes, Eurotiales, Aspergillaceae.
UCUUCAUGCUCCUGGGAGGUAGAACACCAUUUAUCCUUCGGGGCCGUCACCAUGAUAAACCUUUCUCUAAAGAUUGGUACGCGCGACCCGGCGCCCGCGAACCCUAUGUGCAAUCCCCAACCGCAUACGAGCUUCUUGGAGACUGCUAUGUUCAUGAACGUAUGGAUGGGGAAGGCAUCAAUAUUUGGGAAGAUGUUGGUUCGAACCACCCCAGGCCUAUUCAUCGAGAUCUUGGGGAAGCUGGGCAUAGUACCUGGUAGCUCACACAUCGGAUCCAUAGGUCAUGAGGAAAAGUGUUUCGAUAUAAAAGAGGCCGGUACCCGGUGGCAGAAACAGGUUAGCAAUUGGUAUCAAUCGGCAGAAGCAUGGCAAGACGCGUACUCGGCGUUCUAGCAUCAACUGGACGAGUCGGAGAGUUUUGCUUCGCGGCGACCAUGCACGUAGAUGGCAAAUUGCCAAGCAAGACUAUGACAUUCUAGCAUGGAAAAGUGCUAAAACGUGGUCGCAACACUCCCUGCAAGCUUGCGAGAAGGAAAUCCGACAUUGGCUUGAAGAACGGGAAUUGGCAGCACAGAAGCUCAAGGAGGAAGGCCUUGAUAACCGCAAAGAAGCGGUUGAAGCUGCAGAAAAUGCCUCACUGACUACGUAUCCCUCUGAGGAAUGCCGGACGCGUCUAAAGUAUUCGAUUGCAGAAGUGGGACGAGAGAAAUUUGCGAUGGAAAAUUCAAAUCUAUAGGUUAGGCGUGGAAGCCUUGAUUAUCGUGCUGGUCUGAUAGGGGUUGCUCUGUUUCUUUACGGUUGAUAUGUUGC